Messenger RNA from Trichobilharzia regenti, 633 nucleotides. The record is from the annotation of a GenBank genome assembly. NCBI's taxonomy places the organism in Eukaryota, Metazoa, Platyhelminthes, Trematoda, Strigeidida, Schistosomatidae.
GAUUUAUCCAGGAUGCUCUUCGCUUCCUUCUCAUUUUUCAUAAUCAAAAAUGUAUCAUCCACGUACCGACAAUAAAAUUCGAGUUCAUUAUUAAUAUCCUUCAAAGGCCCAUUUUCUAGUUUCGCAAGGAAAAUAUCGGCAAGAAUGGGUCCUAGAGGUGACCCCAUUGCCACACAGUCGAUUUGUCUACAUAGUUCUUUAUUAAAUAGAAAGUGGACAUUCAUUAUACAUUUCAAAAGAAGAUCUUUCAUCAAAGAUAUAGGACUGCCAAUAUCGAUGUUUCGUCUUUUGAAUUCUUCGCAUACAAAGUCCACUGUUUCCAUAAGUGUUACAUUUGCGAAUAAGGAAGAUACGUCAAAUGAUAUCAUGAAUUUAUUGUCAACAUUUAAAUCUUCUAUCCUUUCAACAAAUCCAAAAGUAUCAUUUACACUCUGUUUUACCAACUCAUCUUAUACUGGUUGAAGCACUACAGCACUUCUGUGCAUUUUAGGCGAGCCAUAUAGUUUUGGUGUGAGAGUUCCAGUGAGUUUAAGUGAUGUGUACUGACUCUGUGAGAUGAAGCCUUGUUGUAUCAGUCAUUUUAAUGUUUCCGAUAGCUGUUUCUCUUUUCAUUAAAUAGCAAAUAGCAAAUGA